CGUUGGCUCGUCUCGCUGACGAUUCCUCGUCGACGUUUUCACGAGCCGCAUCUACUACUGGCGCGCUUGCUGUUGACGUACUCACCUUCACCGGUCGAGGCUGGGCCAUCAUGUCUGGGCUUGUUGCGUAUGCCAGCAGCGACGAUGAAGGAGACGACGAGCAAUUGACUCACGAGGAGCAGGCUCCGACUACAGAAGACGUGCCGGACCGCACAGUAAAUCGAGGCCGCGCCGUAGCGACAUCGUCAUCAUCCGCGGCUCUUCCACCAGUCGCGGCGGAGGAGCAAAUACCGAAUACCGCAGUCGCAGAUACAGAACCAUCUGCGCCAGCAAUCGCCGCCGUCACGCAGAGCGCAGUCCCGCUUGGCCCAUCUCUCCCACCUGCAGAACAGCAAGAAGACCCCGUAGCCGACGAUGAAGACGGGACGGGAGCACCAUCAUCACCAUACACGGCCACGCGCGCCCUCAUCCACGACCUCACCCUCCCCGCCAUACCCAACCUCGACAUCCCUCCCUCACCGCCUGGAUCGCCUCCCGCCCGCGCCACAAAGACGUUUGAGCAGUUUCUCAAGCUGAAGAAGACGGGCACCCACUUCAACGCCAAGCUGCAGAACUCCACGGCGCUCAAGAACCCGAGCGUCACGGAUAAGCUGAUGGACUACGCCGGCCUGGACGGCGUGAGGCAGUACGAAACGACGCUGCCACUCGACCUGUGGAACCCGGCGGCGUUUCCGGACACGGCAUACGUAGAUAGGCUGAAACAGGCGCGGGAGAAGCUCGCGAGGCGCAUGGAGUCGGGCAAAUUGUCUGGGGGCAGGUCCACCGUCGAUUUUGUCCCCGCGUCGAUGCCCUCACCUGGUGCUGCUGGAGGGCCGUCAGUCGGCAGCCUCAGCAGAGGUGAGAAGCGUAAGGGGGACUGGAAGUGAGAGCAAGUCGUGUCACAUCGAUCUUCGAGGAUUUUACAGGGGUGGCUCAUAAGCCCUCGGCCGCCGUUGCGACGGAAACAUACAGCAACAGCUUGAUACCCAUCCAAGGUAUCAUGAAUCGGAGCACGGCUCCACCGAUGUGUCUUCGCAUCUCCCCUCACCAAGCCCACUCUCUGAAACUCUGAAAUGCGCAUCAGAGUGAUACAUAGAAACGCUGGCAGAGGUAUACAAAGACGUCAUUCAAAACCAACCAAAGCCAGGCCAAAUCAAUUGAGCAUCAUCCAAUGAACUCGUCCACCUUCACCGUCGCCCAGCCACCUUAGCAGGCAG
This is a messenger RNA of Purpureocillium takamizusanense, 1256 nucleotides long. RefSeq lists its product as uncharacterized. The transcript has 4 exons. The coding region runs from base 111 to 926 and encodes 271 amino acids. Gene Ontology annotation, cellular component: nucleus. Gene Ontology annotation, biological process: regulation of DNA-templated transcription. The record is from RefSeq and is a predicted model, not a curated record. Lineage: Eukaryota; Fungi; Ascomycota; Sordariomycetes; Hypocreales; Ophiocordycipitaceae.